AUGAUCAACGCCUUCCUGGUCUUCAACGGCCAGGGUCAGCCUCGGCUGACCAAAUUCUACACGCAGCUGGAAACUAGCAUGCAACAGCGCUUGAUCUCCGAGAUCUUCACUCUCGUUUCCAACCGCCCGGCCGGCUCCUGUAACUUCCUUCCGCUUCCUCCUUUACUCGCUGCCUCGGGUACCUCACACUCGUCGUCGGAAGAGGAAAACGACGUGCCGUCUCUCGUCACCUACCGUAACUACGCGACCUUGUAUUUCAUCGUCAUCUCGACAUCGACCGAGUCGCCCCUUGCCCUGAUCGACCUAAUCCAAGUCUAUGUCGAGGCACUCGACAAGCUUUUUGAGAACGUAUGCGAGCUAGACCUCAUCUUCAACUUUGAGACGUUGCACGCGACAUUAGGCGAGAUGAUUGUGGGAGGAGUGGUGAUAGAGACAAAUUUGGAUCGCAUCGUGUCUGGGGUAAGGGCGCAAGGCACCGUGGCCAAGCGACCGGUCAAUGAAGGCCGGAGCGGGGGUAUCGGCGGUGGACUGGGCAUGGGAAGCAACUUCGUCUGGCACGGGCGGUAG
Molecule: messenger RNA, 567 nt
Organism: Colletotrichum graminicola M1.001
Lineage: Eukaryota; Fungi; Ascomycota; Sordariomycetes; Glomerellales; Glomerellaceae
Product: clathrin adaptor complex small chain
Exons: 2
Coding region: 1-567 (188 amino acids)
Biological process (GO): vesicle-mediated transport; protein transport
Cellular component (GO): intracellular membrane-bounded organelle
Source: RefSeq, a predicted model, not a curated record